CUUAUUUUGAAGGUUGUCUACGGAAGUUGUGCUUUAUGUUGCGGUUAACUUGACCUGUGUUAGCUACCUGGCUAUAUGCAGUAGCGGCAUGGCUUACAGUGCAAAGAUCGGUCCGUCCAUUCUAAGCAGCGACCUGUCCUGUCUGGGCAGCGAGUGUGUGCGGAUGAUGGAGUGCGGGGCAGAUUAUCUGCACCUCGACGUUAUGGACGGGCAUUUUGUCCCCAACAUCACAUUUGGUCACCCCAUGGUAGAGUGCCUAAGGAAAUCCAUAGGCCAAGACCCUUUUUUUGACAUGCACAUGAUGGUUUCUCGGCCAGAACAGUGGGUGAAGCCGAUGGCUGCAGCAGGGGCCAACCAGUACACAUUCCACUUGGAGGCCACCACCAACCCUGGAAACCUCAUCAAGGAGAUAAAAGAGAGUGGCAUGAAGGUGGGUUUGGCCAUUAAGCCUGGUACUACUGUUGAAGAACUGGCACCCUGGGCUAACCACAUCGACAUGGCUCUGGUCAUGACUGUUGAACCUGGCUUUGGAGGACAGAAGUUCCUUGAGGACAUGAUGCCCAAGGUGAGCUGGCUGCGCAGCCAGUUCCCUUCGUUAGACAUUGAAGUAGACGGAGGCGUCGGCCCUGACACCAUUCACAAGUGUGCAGAGGCAGGAGCCAACAUGAUAGUGUCAGGCAGCGCUGUGGUAAGCAGCGAUGACCCUCGUUCUGUCAUCGCUCUCCUGCGCACUGUGGUGGCAGAAGCAAUUCAGAAACGCUCGCUGGACCGCUGACGUGUCCUGUUCGAGCAGGUCCUCACGGCAUCACUCUACUUGCCCGUCCAAUCAGCGCACCACAGCAGCCAGCGGAGCAGACUUAAUACAGGGGUCUCAGUCAGAGCAGGGGCUUCUGUGAAGUCACGAGCUGAUGGUCAAAUCUAAUGACUGAAGCUGCAUUGUGCCUCUACAAAACAGUUUGAACUUCAUCCUGUCCUUCCACAGUCUCCUCUUUGAACAAUUACAGUAAGUCAAAAUAAGUCUCAUCAUUUUGAGACUGUACCUGAGGUUACGCUAAUGUCACACCUGUAAACAUUCCUGAAUAUUGUUUUCACUUGUACUGUAAGUUUUAGGUAGAAAUUAAUAAAAUGGCUCAAGAAGCACUGUGUUUAGUAUA
This is a messenger RNA of Monopterus albus (swamp eel), 1154 nucleotides long. It is a transcript of the gene rpe, whose product is annotated as ribulose-5-phosphate-3-epimerase. Lineage: Eukaryota; Metazoa; Chordata; Actinopteri; Synbranchiformes; Synbranchidae. The record is from RefSeq and is a predicted model, not a curated record. The transcript is spliced from 6 exons. Bases 89 to 775 code for a protein of 228 amino acids. Gene Ontology annotation, biological process: pentose-phosphate shunt; carbohydrate metabolic process. Gene Ontology annotation, molecular function: D-ribulose-phosphate 3-epimerase activity.